This is a messenger RNA of Cephus cinctus (wheat stem sawfly), 2114 nucleotides long. RefSeq names its product nucleotide exchange factor SIL1 (gene Sil1). The coding region runs from base 198 to 1700 and encodes 500 amino acids. The record is from RefSeq and is a predicted model, not a curated record. The transcript has 3 exons. NCBI's taxonomy places the organism in Eukaryota, Metazoa, Arthropoda, Insecta, Hymenoptera, Cephidae.
CGCGUAUUGACAAUGUAAAUAUUGUGGAACAUAUAAAAUUACAUAGAAACGUAUAUAAAGGUGAUUCUAUAAAAGAAAGGAUAUCUUCGUACUCCUAUUACGUGACGCUGUUUAUGUGACUUAUUUUACUACGCCAGUCAUUUAGAAUACUUUCGAGAAAGGUCUGAAAACCAUCACUCGACGUGGUGCGCCUCGACAUGCCUGCCGAUUUACGUAUUUUCAUAUUCUUUUCAUUGUUCUUGGCGGUAUUAGCCGUGAAUGAUGGAAAAAAUGAAAGUUUUUUCGUACCGACACACGAGUGGCAAAUAGUAAAAAAGGGAACACCAAUCCCACAAGGCUUGCAUAUAAAGCACAAUUUUGAAACUGGAAUAACAGAAGCGAAAUUAAUGAAUCCGGAUGAUUCAUCAGAAGAUCAGUCAAAAGAAAAAGCGGAAGAUGAACACUUAAAAUCAUUAAUACUCCAUCCUGACGAGGCGAUAAAUCAAUCUAAUGAGAAAGAUUCUAUGGAAAAAAUCGUAAAUGAGGCCCAAAAAAUGAAGUUGUCCGUAAAAGAACUAAAGUCACGAUUGAAAAAAAUCAGAUUCGAUGAUACAGUAGUUCCACGAGACUUAGAUGUAAUUAUUUCAAAAACAAAUUUUAGUAACAAAUUAUUCGUAUUAAAUUAUCUCUAUAUUUUUUUACUACAGAAUGACGACGCUCGUCCAACGUCAAAUGAAGGAUUCAGAAAUUAUGAAACAUUAAAGAAAGAAUUUGAGGCACUCGAGGUAAAUGUUUCCAACGACGCUGAAAUAAUGACAGCCUUCAUGAAACGCUUUGAUCAGCACAAAAAUUCUAUUUUGUCUGGUACAUUGACAGUAUCAGAGAUCGAAGACAUUUUAGAUAUACUAAAUAAUUUAGAAUAUCUACUACAUCAGAUUGAUAAUGCUCAAGUCUUCACUGAUAUGGGCGGGAUGACAAAAGUCAUUUAUCCAUGUUUGAAUGCAUCGAAUAAUGAAGUUAAAUCAGAAGCACUAAGAUUAUUAGGUGCUGCAGCUCAAUCCAAUCCAAAAGUACAAGCUAAAGCUUUAGAAAACGAUUUUAUACAAAAACUCCUGCACAUGAUAACAACUAAUAAUAAGGUGGAGGUCAGAUCCAGAUGUCUGUUUGCUCUAGGCGCACUGAUUCGUAACUAUCCGGCUGCACAAAAAGCACUGAUAAAUCAUGGUGGUUUGGAAAUCUUUGGUGAGAUUCUUGUGGAUGGUCCACUACAGACGCAAACGAGGAUAAUGAAGUUAAUUAAUGACUUAAUAACUGAAAGGCAAAACGUAGGCAAACUCGUGGAUGAAGAACAGCGCCAGAGACAUUUUAACCAGUACAAAAGCACUGCUUUUGAGGAAAAAAUUGUUCUACACAAUUAUUGCAAGCAUUUGAGUGACCUAUUAGUGAGAAGUAUAAAACAUGAGGUGACUACGAAUUUUAAUAUGGAAGAUCGUGACUUUCUAGAAAUCAUCUAUGAGAGCAUGAUCACAGCCAAUUCUGUAUGUCAUGAUAAUUUCGUAAAAAAAAGAGACAUUGUCCUUCCAGCUCUGAAUGAAAUGCUUAAGUUUUAUCAAAGUCUCGAUGUACAAAUAUCUCCUGAGGAGGAUGAUCUAUUCAGACAUCUUCUACAUCUUGUGGAGAUAUUUAGCACAGUUAUUGACCAUUCUCAUGAUGAGCUUUAAAGGAUAUAUUUUGUUGCAUUAAAACACAGGAGGCUGACGUUUUGAACGCGCUUUAUGCACAAAGGAAAUCUUAGAUAAUGAUAUUAUAGGAGAAUCCUUUGUUACUAGUUCUUUUUUGAAUUUUUGAAUGCGUGAUUUUUUAGGGUUACGUAUAUGUCGUAACUCAAAUGAUAUCCUGGUGCUGCAGACGAUAUAAUAGACGAACCGAGUUGUCAAAACCUUGUCAUAAUUCACGUCGGCUCAAUUAUACAUUAUAAAGAUUUUAUUCGAAGAACUUGAAUUUUGCGAAUUUCAUUUGUAAAUGGAUUCAUUCAUUAUUGAAAAAUAUUCAGUUUUCUCUAUGCCAACGUGUCGUGUGGUAAGUAGUUUCAUAAUUAAGCGUGUUAACGUGCGCGACACGGCGUGACUAUAGCU